This is a messenger RNA of Uloborus diversus, 1558 nucleotides long. Its product is annotated as branched-chain-amino-acid aminotransferase, mitochondrial-like. The transcript has 11 exons. Bases 161 to 1369 code for a protein of 402 amino acids. The record is from RefSeq and is a predicted model, not a curated record. Gene Ontology annotation, molecular function: branched-chain-amino-acid:2-oxoglutarate transaminase activity. Gene Ontology annotation, biological process: L-leucine biosynthetic process; L-valine biosynthetic process. Gene Ontology annotation, cellular component: mitochondrion. Lineage: Eukaryota; Metazoa; Arthropoda; Arachnida; Araneae; Uloboridae.
GGACGAUGUUUUUAGCGUUUGGCGGUGGCAAUUUUCCCAUUUCAUGUUUACAUCGUACGAUAAUGAUGAUCACAUGUGUUCAUUGAAAAAACUCGGCGGAGUGCCUGUGGGUUAAGUGUCGAAGAAAUUUUUCAAUAUCUCUACCGUAUUUAGUAUCAAAAUGGUUUUUUCAUUGAUCUCUCGCUCACUUCGAAUACGAAUGGGAUGUUCUGUUUAUGCAGUGAAUGUCACACAAAACUUUUCAUCACAAAGUUGCCUGUCGAAAAAUGAUACUUUUAAGUUUUCAGAUUUGGAGGUCAAGUUGAAAGAUGCCUCUCAAAAAGAAGCCAAACCGAAUAUACAAGAUGUAAAAUUUGGUCAUUCUUUCAGUGACCAUAUGUUGGAAAUAGAGUGGUCAGAUGAAAAAGGAUGGAGCAGACCUCUUAUUUCUCCUCUUCAUAAUUUUAGUCUUCAUCCUGCUUCAAAAGUCUUUCAUUAUGCUCAAGAACUAUUUGAAGGAUUAAAAGCUUUCAGAAGUAAAUCUGGUAAAGUUUUGCUGUUUAGACCUGAGUUGAAUGUUGAAAGGUUGUUGAACACAGCAGAAAGAACUGCAUUACCAAAAUUCGACAAAGAAGAGUUUCUGAAGUGCUUGAAAAAGCUUGUAAGCAUUGAUAAAGACUGGGUGCCAAGUUCUGAUGGCAGUUCAUUGUACAUAAGGCCAACAUUUAUUGGAGUUGAGCCUUCACUUGGAGUGGCUGCUUCUAAAACUGCUUUGCUUUAUGUUAUUACUGGACCUGUUGGAUCAUAUUUUCCAACUGGUAAGGAACAACCUGUCUCAUUGUAUGCUGCUACACAUGCUGUUCGCUCUUGGCCUGGUGGUGUUGGAGAUAAAAAGAUGGGCUGCAACUAUGGACCAACAAUACAAGUUCAACAGCUAGCAGAGAAACAAAAUUUCCAGCAAAUUCUUUGGCUGUUUGGAGAAGAUCAUCAAUUGGUUGAAGUUGGCACUAUGAAUAUCUUUGUUCACUUGAUGAAUUCAAGUGGAGUGCAAGAACUUGUAACUCCUCCAUUGGAUGGACUGAUUUUACCUGGAAUUGUCCGACGAAGUCUUCUUGAAUUGGCUCAAACUUGGAACGAGUUUAAAGUGUCUGAGAGAAAAAUUACGAUGCAAGAAGUUAUUCAAGCAAGAAAUGAAAACAGGUUGCUUGAAAUUUUUGGUGCUGGAACGGCUUGUGUUGUAUGUCCUGUUGGCUCUAUUUCAUUUAAUGAUCAGCUUAUAACUAUACCAAACAUGCAGUCGACAAAAUCACUGUACCAUCGCUUUCUAAAUGAGCUUCAAAACAUUCAAUAUGGAGUAACAGCUUCACCAUGGUCUGUUCCUGUAGAUUGAGCUAUUAAAUUUCAAAAAUUGCAUAUUAUAAAUGUUUUAUGUAAAUGUUGUAGCCUGAGUGAUGCAGACAUAUACAUGUCUUCAUAAAUAUAUCAAUUGUUUUUUAAAUGUGCUGUAAAUUUAUGAAAAUAUCUUGAACUUCUGUGUAAAAACCGAGUCAACACAUGCAAUAAAUAUUUGUUUUCUUAA